GGGAGACGUACCGCCGAGGCAGGACAGCCGUAGAUACUGGAUCAAAAAUAGAUAAUAAUACGGCGCAUGUUUAGUUCUCUGACAGAACUGUUCAGGGUUCAUUCCAUAACGUGCAUCCUCGAAUCUUGUCAUUUGUCUCGGUGCCUUCUCUCUCUCUCUCUCUGUUCGAAUAGACUUGAUGUUCCUUCUAGCCAGCUGUUCCUUCCAGCUGCACACGGCCAUAACGUCUUCUAUGAUACGACAAUGCUUUCUCCACGCAAGCGGUGUCCUGGGAAGGUGCUUAUUCGUGGCAUUGCCUUCGUCACCGCGUGUGCUCUGCUUGGUGACGUGAGCGGAAUGCCUGAACAGACCCUUCCCGGUGUGGGUGGUGACCGGCGGGAUGGGUUGGCCUCGCUACAUGCAGACACGACCAGCUUACAAGGUAGGCGACUUCAUCGCAGAACCCGCAGGAGUGACCGUCUCGGCGUGAACGCGACGGUCGGAGAGUCCGCGCAAAACAUCACCACACUCUACCUAGCCGUGGUUUUGCCAAAGGCACGGCGGAUCGACAUUCCCUGGUUGACGCAGGUGCAUGAUACGAUAGCGAUGGGCAUUCGUCAGAUAAAUACCAGCCUCCAGUCCACUGGAGCACGCUGGCGACUGGACAUGGAGACGGUGGGCAUUGAGAGACUCUCCUGGCCAAUCAACGAAAACCACAGUGUGCCGUCAGACACGGACGAACUGUUUCGAGAGCUUUCGGACUACAAUUCGCAAUCUAUCCUGUUCGGCACUCUCGACGCACUGCAGUCGCGCAAAGUCGUCUCGUUUCUGGCCAUCCAGUCCGACGCUGUGGUGCGUGUUGUCGGUCCAAUGGCUGCUGCUGUCACUACGCCAGUCGUGACAACGGACACUAAUCACGUCUUGCGAUCUCGAAGUGCGGCGUAUCCCACCCUUCUCAGGGCCAGCAUGAACGAUACGUGGUUGUACGUGGCUACGAAAGAUAUCCUCUACGACCUGCGCUGGAAAAAGGUAUCGCUGCUGUACGCCAUCAACUCGGACACCGCAGCCGGGGAGACGUUCAGCAAUAACCUGGAGCAAAUCUCGUUCCAUGACAUUUCCAUAAAACCUGUCGUCUAUCCCGUCGCCAUUGGAACAAAUCUUUCCGAGAAGACCAAGGAACAGAUGAGAGAGAUAAAGUGGCUUGAUAUCCGCAUCAUCGUGGUGCGCGUUUCGCACACCCUUCUGCCGCUCAUACUAGAUUAUGCGCAAGAGAUAGGCAUUAUUGGGGUGGAGAAUAACUACGCCUGGGUGUUCCUGGACAUGUUAGUGUCGCCCUGCCAGUACCCGACCCAAAUGUGGCCAGUGUUUGAUGGCGCAAUUGUCGUACGGCCCUACGUUCCUCCGGGCCGACUCUGCUAUCUGGCCGAACAACUACACGGCAAGGAAGGCAAUUGCACAGGCACUGCUCAUCACAGUAGUCCUAGCAACAGUAGCAACUGUUCAAGCCAAUGCGACCGCAUGGACCUCCAGUCUGCAUACGCCUACGAUGCAACUUUGGCCAUUGGCAACGCCUUGCAAACCUGGUCCGGUCUGGAUAGGUUGCUUCCACCGGCUGUGACGUCACCAGAGUCCUACUACCGUGGCGUGAACCUUUCAACGGGCUCGUCCACGACCCAGCUGGCGGCAUUGCCAGCAGGGAAGAAUCUAACAUCGGAGAUCUUCGCACAGUUCCUGACGGGUGCAAACACACCGAUUGUUGAUCGCUCCGCAGUCCACUACGAUGUGUUCGUGUCAACUAACCAGGCUGUUCUGCGACCCAUUGGCCGCUGGUCACAGGAAAACUUCACACUAUCUGGAUUUAACGAAAGUUUAGUUCCCAACAACAAGAGCCUAUUUGGGGAUACGCUUCGGCAUGUGUGGCAUGGACGAUUUCCACUGGAUCACUCCAUUGACCAGGAGGAAGUCAGAGUUCUCGUUUAUCCGUACAAGCCUUUCAUUUAUCCAAAGCCUGGUGUUCAGGUAGUGAAGGGUUUGGAGGACCUGAGCGGACCGCUGGUGUCAGUUUGGAAGAACAUCACCAGUUGGUAUGGUAUCAACUAUACACUAACUAUGUGGUCGGAUAUCGGAAAGGGCGAGAGUCUCACCACGCUGCUACGAAAAGACUGCCUGGCCCAUCGCAGCGACAGGCACUGGGACGUCAUUCUUGGCGGCAUGUCCAAGAAGCGGAAGGGGUCGUCCAUCAAAUGUCUACUCUCGGAGACUAUCUUCCAGUCACAGCUGAGAAUCAGCUACCGGCGUCCUGAGCUUGUCACCACUAUACAGAUGUGGGAAGCAUUCAGGCCACUCAGCCUGGGUGUGUGGCUAGGUGUGCUUAUCACUCUGAUCGUGGCUGCAGGUGUGCUGGCCAUACUCGACAAGAAAGGCCUGGCAACGGAACGGCGCGGUCAUAUCGUACCCGAUGCCAUCUUCAUGUCGUUCACCACCUUCCUGGGCUUCCCGGAGCACAACUCUCAAGUAGCCUUUGCGCGUAUAUUCAUCCUGUGCCUGCAGUUCAUGUGUUGUGUCAUUGUCGCACUGUACACCGCCGGCUCGACCAACAUCCUUCAGGAUAGCGAGCACACCGACAACGGAUACAAAUCUGCGAGCUCGCCUGCGGACUUCAGCGGAAAGAAGGUGGGCUACGUUCCAGGGACUGACUCAGGAAUAUUCAUCUCCGAUCUACUGGGUGCCACCAACCCUUCACUGGUACCCUACGCGAACUUCUCGCAGGACAAAGUGAUCGAGAGUUUGAGAAGCAAGAAGACUGAUAUGUUCUUCUCAUCUGGUCUGCUCGCCAAGGCUAUCGCGGCAAACAAUUGUGAUAUUAUCACGAAGGAAGUUAGGGCAUUUCAACAGUUUGGCUUUAUCUAUCCACAUGACUUCGCACUGCAAGGCGUCAUUGACGAGGGCCUGCAUCGCCACAUUGUGGAAAAUUGGAUCCGGACGGCCAUCCACGUGGAGCUGAAGAGCAACUGCUCUAAGCUGGAGGUCGUGAAUAACAGCAAGAGGAAGCUGCAGGUUUCCAGCUUGGUGGGAUUGUGUCUAAUAACAGCAGGCGUGUGCAUUCUACUCACACUGAACAAAGUCUACUAUCUGAUCAAGUAUAGACGCAGGAAAAUUAGAAAGCUGGGCAGUGCCGCCAUGUGGCUAGAAGACGUGGAACGAAACGACUCCGUGAAUCUUGCCAGCAGCGCGUGUGCCUGGGAAUCUCCAUAUCAACCUUGGAACGCAGGACACGAGAUCGCCGCAAAAGACAAGGACAAAGUCCGCACAAGUGAGCCACCCUGUCAGGGCAACCACUCAGUGAUUGGAUAGAUUAACUGGCCAUCUCUCUCGGACGAUGCGCAUGUCAUGUUUCUCUUCACCAGUUAGCAGUCUAACGGCGGUCCAGCCAUACCGGUCUAGCUGAUUGAAUUCGCAACCGGCCUGGCAAUGAAUUUCUGUUUUUUUUCUUUUUUACAAGAUACUAGUAGCCACAAACCAUCAUGGUGGAAACGCCGGCACAAACGCACAGAUAUAGAUAGUGAUGGCUGCCGAAGCAGUGGAGGCGGGGCAAGAGCAGGUAAACCGACCAAGGGUCUCGGUAUCAUCACUGCUCAUGCGCACCAGACACUGGAAACAGAAACAAAAUAAGAAAAUAGAAAACUUUGUAAUGAUAUUUCUGUUCCCAGUACCCCAUACUGACCAACUCUAGCUGGCCAUUGCCAAUGUAAUCGGCUAAUCGCCAGUGCCAUUUCCAGUGCCAGUGGAUUGCGGUAUGAACCGUUGACAACAAGCUAUUAUACACAUGUACAUGUAGCCAUAUUACGUUGAAUAGUGCGUGAUUGUUCUACCGUAAACAUCACGUCGACCGCUAUACCUAUAAUUGAAUGUGCACAAUUAAUUCGAAACGUGUAUUGCAAAAUGCACCAGUAUAUGCAGUACAUGAGUACACUUGCCAUCCUGCCUUUAUUCUUCUUCUUCUUUAUUCUCACGAUGGCGACUCGCGCCAAUAAGUAGGCACCGGCGGAUUAUGCCGGCAUAAUUAUUGGCAUAAUUUGGUGGUUGAAAAUUAGGAGCAUAAUUUGGCAUCCUUUCGGAGGUAGGAGCAUAUCUACAAGAUUGUACCACAGUUCUA
This is a messenger RNA of Sycon ciliatum, 4135 nucleotides long. RefSeq lists its product as uncharacterized. Gene Ontology annotation, cellular component: plasma membrane. Gene Ontology annotation, molecular function: signaling receptor activity; ligand-gated monoatomic ion channel activity. The transcript is spliced from 2 exons. Lineage: Eukaryota; Metazoa; Porifera; Calcarea; Leucosolenida; Sycettidae. The record is from RefSeq and is a predicted model, not a curated record. Bases 67 to 3333 code for a protein of 1088 amino acids.